Molecule: messenger RNA, 3811 nt
Organism: Thamnophis sirtalis
Lineage: Eukaryota; Metazoa; Chordata; Lepidosauria; Squamata; Natricidae
Source: RefSeq, a predicted model, not a curated record
AUGUCAACAAGGGAAAGUGCUUGGUUUCCUAACAAACCCUCGUGGCUUUUGUUCUUUCUCAAUGUUUACCAAGCAGGGUCCUGGGUAGAACUGCACUUCAGCAGCAAUGGGAGCGGCGGCGGUGGGCAGCCGGCCAGCCAGGAGCAAGUUCCUGCUUCGGUUUCUAUUUAUAACGGUGACAUGGAGAAGAUCCUUCUGGACGCCCAGCAUGAGUCUGGAAGAAGCAGCUCGCGAGAGAGCUCUCACUGCGACAGCCCACCACGUUCCCAGACCCCUCAGGAUGUUCACAGAACUUCCGAAGCGGAGAGUCGUGCCAGCGGAGAAAAGAACAGUUCUCAGUCUGAGGAAGAUUUUCUGGAAAGGAGGAGAGAAGUUGAACGGCUCUUGAAGAAAAAUUCAGAUUGGAUGUGGGACUGGUCGAGCAGGCCGGAGAAUAUUCCCCCCAAGGAAUUUCUCUUUAAACACCCUAAGCGCGCAGGUACACUCAGCAUGAGGAACACAAGCGUCAUGAAGAAGGGAGGCAUAUUUUCUGCAGAAUUCUUGAAGAUUUUCUUGCCAUCUCUGCUGCUCUCCCAUCUGCUCGCCAUUGGAUUAGGGAUCUACAUUGGGAAACGGCUGACAAUCACAGCUUCCAGCAGCUCCUUGUAAAACGAAAUGAAUUCAUCUCUUUUGCAAAUCACGACAAACUUCAUCCAGGCAUUAUAAAGUGGUGAACCGAACAGAAGAAACCUCCAAAUGUAUAAUCAUAAUAUGACAAUGUAUGUUUUGUUGCGUAAAGGGAUCUUGCAAAAGAAAAGGAAGAUUACCCAAUUACCCCAACUGCUCUUAUAUAUAAAUUCUGAUUUGCACAAUUUAAUAUAGCGUAGCUUAGAUCAGGAGUGAGGAACCAAAACUUCCAGGAAGCUCCAACUUUGGGCCAGUCGCAAAGGACGUUGGGGAGAUGAUGUUCAGCAUGUGCAGCGGCCCACAUUUCAUUAUCCCUGCUUGACAAUUUUUCUUCGUUGCUAUUAUUGCAAACAAAAAAAAACCGAAAAUAUUCUGUGAACUGUGAACAUCUGGGAAGGGAUCCAUGUACAAUUUGUUUUUGUCCAGUUUUGAAAAGAUUCGUAAUGAUUAGUUGUGGAAAAGACACCACUUUUUUUUUUUGUUUGAAAGAAAGCUAUGGUCAACAAAAGUAGAAUGGCCUUAAAUUUCUUAAGAAUACGUUUUUGCUAUUUGAGAUGAAAUGAAUUACUGAGAUGCUUUGAAAUAUAAAAAUGAAUCAGUAGAGUGUUUUGAUAUAUGUAUGUCUUAAUAUGGAACCUUUUCUUUCUCUUUCCAGCAAAAGUUUGUAUGCAGCUGUUGAGACAACGGUUUUAGUAAUACAUAAUCUGAUUUUUCUCAAAGUCAGAAAACUUGUAAGAAAGGAAUUUCUUCCAAGAAGCUCCUUGUGGGAAAAUAGCAUUAAGCCAUUCCAUUUUCCCCUCUGACUGGUGAAUAGAAAUCUCUCAUCUCUGACUUGCAAGGCAUUGCUUCAUGUCCUAGGACAUCCCCAGUGAGUCAUAGUGGGUCUGCCUUUUUAAUCACAAACGCUGCAGCUGUUGGCCAUUGGUCUGGUCUGUGUGAAUAUAUAGGAAGGUACUCAGGGUGAACGGCGGCAGUUACCAAAGAAAUAGCUGUUUGUCAGGUGCUGUCUUACCUUUUCCAUGUUUCUUUCUUUCUUUCUUUCUUUCUUUCUUUCUUUCUUUCUUUCUUUCUUUCUCUUUCUUUCUUUCUUUCUCUCUCCCUCUCUCUCUUACUUUCUGCUGUAGAUGUGCAAGGAGCUGGGAAUAGAAAGAGAGAGAGCAUGGCUUUUCCCCUCUCCUGCACAUUGCUGUGUUAUUCUAGAUGUGCAGCAGGCCAGAUCCCUGUUAUAAGGAAUGGAAGCACAAUGAGCAUAAUGGCCAGGCAUAGAGCUCUGAUGUUACCCACACAUUCUUUCCACGUCUUCAACAUUGAAUCGUAAUAUCUGGCAGAAAAGUUAAGGAAGGUUCAUUUCUAGUCUGAAAAGGGUCUUCUGUGAUUUUCAUGUUCUGUUCAUCAGGAGGGCUUGCAAAGUAGGAGGGGUGGUGUGGGCCAGCCAGGCUUCCCCAUUCCUUGCGGGCUACAAAAAAAGGGGAGUUAAAUGAGCAGGGCUGUUGUGCUAGAGGUUCUGGACAGAGUUUCAAUAAUCCCUAAAAGAAAAUGAUAUUUUAAGGAAGGGAGAAUAUUCUUGCGCUGAAAGCUUUGAGCAAAGGCCACAAUAGUUUUAAGGGCUCUGGUUACACAUUUUAGUUGCCUGGCUUCUGACCUAGUAAGACUUGAGAUUUACUCGUACAUAAAUGAAAACAAUGCAUUGUGGCCUCUGUUGCUUUUAUUUAAAGGUCUUAUUGUUCAUCGGUCACAAUAAAGGAUGAGAAUUCGCUCAGCAAUUAACACGAUGCAACUUGUUCAAAUAAAGUGUCAUUAAAAAUAAUAGCUGCCUUAGCUUUCUGUGUGAAGGCAGCCUCUGGGCUGCAGCCCGCACAGCAUUGGAAAAAGGCUGGCUUGAUUUAAUGCUCUCAUAGCUAGUCUCUCAAGAGGGCUUAAUUUAAACCUUCAUGUUGGAAAGUGUUUGAGGGGGUAGAAUAUCAGUUAAAAAGUCAAAAUGGUGGCUGCCUUGUUACCCAUCUGUGCUACAACAUUAAGGAAGUGGGAUUUCAGUCAUGCAAUGGCAGCAGCUGUAUUUUUUUUUAAUUUUUGACCCCCUGAAUACUCUGCCAUUCUAGAAUCCAAAGUUUGUUUUGCUCUUUUUUGGAGGGGAGGGAGGGGCACAGGAUGCCUAGAAGGGGCGUGAUUAGGAUCUACCUUUAUUCUUUCUGUAGUAUCGGUAUAUAUAUUUUUCUUGCACCAAUUUUGAUCUUAUUUGGUACAUGAUUUAUUUUAUGCUCGAGUUAGAACUGGAAUGUGUAACUGAUACUGUGCCCCGUAGAUCAUCCUAUUGCGAUGCUUCUCAACUUUGGCAACUUUAAAUGUGUGUCCUUCAGUUUCCAGAAUGCGUGACUGGCUGGGGAAUUCUGGGAAACGAAGCCCACACAUCUUUCACAAGCUUGCAUCAUUUGUAGUAAAUGCUAUUUGAUCAACUGAAUAAUUUGGCUUUAUUUUAUUUUGCCGUUAAUAUAGUUGCUACAUAUUUAUAACGGUGGAAGCACCAGAAGUUUUGAAAGUUUUGUCUUGAACAGAUUCUUUAUUCACUUCGAUUGGGGAAAAAAGGCUCAAAUAGGCUCAAAUAGUUUAGCUGUGUAGAUGGGUUGACUUAACAGGUUCAGAGACCGGUUGAUAUUUUUUUUUUAAGACCAUAGUUUAGUAGACCAUUAUCUUGAUGAUUGCAAAUUAAAUAAAUACACCAUCUGAUGAAACUUGCUUCCUUUUAAUUUUCAUUUACUGGAAGCCUUCAUAGACUUAUGAAAUGGGGGUUUGCCUUGAUCUAGUAAACUAGUCAAUAUUAUUCGAAAAUUGUAUGUUCUUCAAUUAGCUACUGUGUGAUCACAUUUGUACUGCUGAUUUAACUUUUUAAAAAAAUGAAUCAAAAAGCGUGUACAAUAGUUCUACGACAAUGUCACUACUGGCCAUCAUGUCAGAUAAAUGGUGAGCGUAUAAAGUGGUUAUUUUCCAGCUUUUUAUCAAAUCAGUAAGCUGUGAAAUAGUGCAUCAAACGUCCAUGUUUUUGUUGCUACUGUGCUAAAAUAAUAAAAGCAGUGUGUAAAUUUAUAUGUUGCUUUUGAAUUCUCUAGUGCACUAAUGUAUGAUGAAACUAAAUAAAUGUUAUUCUGGG